UUUCUAACUGACUACACCUCAUGUUGUGUGUUACAUUCCACUUAUAUCAAGUUAAGUAAUUAAAAUAAGUUUCACCUUGAUGAAUCUUCGUUCUUUUUCUAUUGAUUAAUGUUCUAUGAAAGGUAAAAAAACAACAACAAGUGUCCAGUUACAAUCAAAAAGAGAUAAAAACCAACAAAUCAAGUGUCCAGUUACAAUCAAAAAGAGAUAAAAACCAACAAAUUCACUCCCAACAAUUCUCUUCUUUAUCAUUCUGUCUCUAUUUUUGCUUGAUUAUUACUGAAAUAAAGGAACUAAAUACGUUUUCCACCACUGGUAGAGAAAAAAAUUGGAUUGAUAGUCUAAAAGUAAAAUUUGUUCCUAAAGUGUAGUAGCAUAGCAUGGCGCGGUUAAGCUAUGUUUGAGUCAAGAAAUGUCGUAAAUGCGGUGGUAAGAACAAAACUUUCCACUCAUAUCACAAGGUGGUCUUAUAGAACAGAGGACUGUUUGCAUCUUGCAGUGGAAGCCCCCAUGAAGUCGUAUUUCAGGAAUCUCUCAAGUAUUCUCUUUGAUCAAUGGCGUGCAAUGAAUCUCAAUGAAAAGGGCAAUGGCGAAUGAGGAAACUCCAACACUCGAUGGUCUAAUGGUCCAACCGAUUGUCUAACUUCAUCACUCACUCACUUCAUCUUCUGUUUCUGUGGAAGUGUACAUUCUACCAUGCAUCAGCCUGAGCAGGAAGAUGAGGACGUCCCGCCCUCCAACAUCUCUCCGUCUGAGGCACAUGACAGCCAGGCUGAACCUGAGAGGCCUGAACAGGAGAGAGCAGGUUCUCCUGUACCAAGCAAUGUGUCCAUGAAGAGUCAAAGAUCCAUGGAUUUCCCUAUUUCUUUCAAACAGCAAGACUCAAUUCCUGAGCCUGAACAGGAAAGAGCAGGUUCUCCUGUACCAAGCUGUGUGUCCAUGAAGAGUCAAAGGUCCAUGGAUUUCCCUAUUUCUUUUAAACAGCGAGACUUAAUUUCUAAGCCUGAACAAGAAAGAGCAGGAUCUCCUGUACCAAGCAAUGUGUCCAUGAAGAGUCAAAGAUCCAUGGAUUUCCCUAUUUCUUUCAGACAGCAAGACUUAAUUUCUAAGCCUGAACAGGAAAGAGAAGGUUCUCCUGUACCAAACUUUGUGUCCAUGAAGAGUGAAAGGUCCAUGGAAUACCCUCCUGCUUCUAAACAGGGAGACUUUAUUUCUGAAGUUCACCAGGAGACGACAGAGGAGUUCAGUGACUGUCUAUCAGAACUGGGCUUCAUAUUUAUGUGUCUUGAGGAGAACAUUGUUACUUUUGUGAAGAACGAGCUCAAGAAAUUUAAGAAACUUCUGAGUCAAAAUUACUCAGAAUGCUUAGACGGCCAAUGUGAGAAUGAGGAGGCUGGUCAUGGUGAGGAGGAAGAGCAGAAGAGGAGCAGCAGAGAGGCCUUUCUGAAGAUCACACUACAGUUCUUGAGGAGAAUGAAGCAGGAGAACUUAGCUGACUCUCUGCAGAACAGAACUCUUGCUCCAGUGUGUCAUCGUAAACUUAAAUUUAACCUAAAAAAGAAGUUCCAGUGUGUGUUUGAGGGGAUUUCUAAAGCAGGAAAUCCAGCCCUUCUCAAUCAGAUCUACACAGAGCUCUACGUCACAGAAGGAGGGACAGCAGAGGUCAAUGAAGAACAUGAAGUCAGACAGAUUGAAACAGCAUCCAGGAAUCCAGACAGACCGGAAAUGGCAAUCAGAUGUGAAGACAUCUUUAAGGCCUCACCUGAGACACAUCAACCAAUCAAAACAGUGAUGACAAAGGGAGUAGCUGGCAUCGGGAAAACAGUCUUAACGCAGAAGUUCACUCUGGACUGGGCUGAAGACAAAACCAACCAGGACGUACAGUUCAUGUUUCCAUUCACUUUCAGGGAGCUGAAUGUGCUGAAAGAUAAAAAGUUCAGUUUGGUGGAACUUGUUCAUCACUUCUUUACCGAAACAAAAGCAGGAAUUUGCAAGUUUGAAGAGUUCCAAGUUCUGUUCAUCUUUGAUGGUCUGGAUGAGUGUCGACUUCCUCUGGACUUCCACAACACUGAGAUCCUGACCGAUGUUACAGAGUCCACCUCAGUGGAUGUGCUGCUGACAAAUCUCAUCAGGGGGAAACUGCUUCCCUCUGCUCGCCUUUGGAUAACCACACGACCUGCAGCAGCCAAUCAGAUCCCUCCUGACUGUGUUGACAUGGUGACAGAGGUAAGAGGGUUCACUGACCCACAGAAGGACGAGUACUUCAGGAAGAGAUACAGAGAUGAAGAGCAGGCCAGCAGAAUCAUCUCCCACAUCAAGACAUCACAAAGUCUCCACAUCAUGUGCCACAUCCCAAUCUUCUGCUGGAUCUCUGCAACAGUCCUGGAGGAUGUGUCGGAAACCAGAGAGGGAGCAGAGCUGCCCAUGACCCUGACUGAGAUGUACAUCCACUUCCUGGUGGUUCAGUCCAAACUGAAGAACAUCAAGUAUGAUGAAGGAACUGAGACAGAUCCACACUGGAAUAAAAAGACCAGUAAGAUGAUUGUGACUCUGGGAAAACUGGCUUUUGAGCAGCUCCAGAAAGGCAACUUGAUCUUCUAUGAAUCAGACCUGGCAGAAUGUGGCAUUGAUAUCAGAGAAGCCUCAGUGUACUCAGGAGUGUUCACACAGACCUUCAAAGAGGAGCGAGGGCUGUACCAGGACAGGGUGUUCUGCUUCGUCCACCUGAGCGUUCAGGAGUUUCUGGCUGCCCUUCAUGUCCAUCUGACAUUCAUGAACUCUGGUGUCAAUCUGCUGUCAGAAGAAAAACCUUCCAGGUGGUCUAAACUGUUUGGAAGCAAACCCUUCUACCAGAGUGCUGUGGACAAGGCCUUACAGAGUCGAAAUGGACACCUGGAUUUGUUCCUCCGCUUCCUUGUGGGUCUUGCACUACCGUCCAAUCAGAGUCUCUUACAAGGCCUGGUGACACAAAGAGGAAGCAGCCCAGAGACCACUCAGGGAACAGUCCAGUACAUCAAGACAAAGAUCACUGAUCUGCCUCCAGAGAGAAGCAUCAAUCUGUUUCACUGUCUAAAUGAACUGAAGGACUCUUCUCUAGUGGAGGAGAUCCAAAAGUACCUGUAUUCAGAACGUGUGUGCAUAGGUAAAUUCUCUCAUAGUCAGUGGUCAGCUCUGGUCUUCAUCUUACUGACGUCUGGAAAAGAUUUGGACGUGUUUGACAUGAGUGAAUACUCUGCUUCAGAGGAGGCUCUUCUGAGGCUUCUGCCAGUGGUCAAAGCCUCCACUAAAGCUGUGCUGAGUUGCUGUAAUCUGUCAGAGAAAAGCUGUAAAGCUUUGUGCUCAGUUCUCAGCUCCCAGUCCUCCAGUCUGAAAGAGCUGGACCUGAGUAACAAUGACCUGCAGGAUUCUGGCGUGGACUCGCUCUGCGCUGGACUGGAGAGUCCACACUGUACACUGGAGGUUCUCAGGCUGUCGGGCUGCCUGAUCACAGAAAAAGGCUGCACUUCGUUAGCCUCUGCUUUGAGAUCCAACCCAUCCCAUCUGAGAGAGCUGGACCUGAGCUACAAUCAUCCUGGAGACUCAGGAGUGAAGUUGCUUUCUGAUGGACUGAAUGAUCCAAGCUGGAGGUUGGAAACUCUCAGGUUAGACCAUGGUGGAUCACAGACAAUGAAACCUGGUCUGCGGAAGUACGCCUGUGAACUCACACUGGACACAAACACAGCAAACAGAAAACUGAUAUUUUCAGACCACAACAGAAAGGUGACAGCAGGAAAAGAGACACAGCCAUACCCUGAUCAUCCAGAGAGAUUUGACUACUGGAAACAGCUGCUGUGUACAGAUGGCUUGACUGGUCGCUGUUACUGGGAGGUGGAGUGGGAAGGAAAGGUUUACAUAGCAGUGACGUACAAAGGAAUCAAAAGGAGAGGUCAAGGUGACAACUGCUGUCUGGGAAGGAAUGAUCAGUCCUGGAGUCUGUGCUGCUCUGAUGAGGGUUACUCUACCCAGCACAGUAACAAAAAUGAGUCCAGCUGCCUCUCUGUCUCGAACAGAGUCGGCGUGUACCUGGACUGGCCUGCUGGCAUUCUGUCCUUCUACAGAGUGAGGGACAAGCUGACAACCCUCAUCGAGACCUUGCACACCACAUUCACUGAGCCGGUCUACCCUGCAUUCAGGAUUAGGCUGGACCCGUUUAACUCGUCAGUGUCUUUGUGUGAUAUAGUAUAAAGAAAUCUCUGGCAGAGAAAUAUUCGGAUCAGUACAGAACCAAUUAGCUCAGUUGAAUUUUGGAUAAUGAUGCAUGUUCUGUAAACUGAUUCAUCACAUGUCCAGAAACAAAAAGGGCUUCUGUGAUGCCCAGAGACAUAUCAAUGAUGUCUUAAAGAUUAAUCGGAUGGCUUUUUCUUUUGCAUUUGUAGAAGCUGGAUAUGGGAAAUGAUCAUUAAUCAUUGAUCACAAAUGUGAAAUGUUUGUGAAUCAGAAUCAUUGAAAUCAGUAAUCGGAACAAAAUAAAUGAAUUAGUAAAAGUAAAGCAUGUCAUGUAAAACAACCAAUUACGCCCCUCACUCUGGGAGCUUGUGGAGAACUCUCAGUAUGAGCUGGACAAAGUUGAAGUAGAAUAAUAAUUGCUAUUUGCCAGUCCGUUGUCACGGACAUGGGAUAAACCACUUGGGUGGAUUAAUGGAUUUUUAAGGAGUUGGGUGGCGCUGCACUGUGGAAGUGAAAGAGAAGCAGCCAGAUUCAAAAAUGAGUCACCAGGGAGGCAGAGUGGGAGGUAGGGUCGGAAGGAAAGGUUUAUGUAGCAGUGACUUAAAAAGGAAUCAAGGGCAAGGUGACGACUGCUGCCCUCUCUCAUUCAGAGUCGGUGUGUACCUGGACUGGCCUGCUGGCAUUCUGUCCUUUUACAGAGUGUCCUCUGACAAGCUGACCCCCAUCCAGAUCUUCCACAGCAAAUUCACUAAACCAGUCUACACUGCAUUCAGGACUACGAUGGGCCUGUUUAACUCAUCAUUGUCUUGAUGAUAUACAACCAAUUAUGUCCCUUAGUCUGGGAGCACGUGGAGAACUCUCAGCACGAGCUUCACAAAGUUAAUGUAAAAAAACAACAACUCUUUGCCAGUCUGUUACCAGCACAACCCUGACAGAAUAAACCCAAAAUGGAUGAUGGAUUUAUAAAGAGUUGGUUGUCACUGCACUGUGGAAGUGAAAGUAGAAGCAACCGGAUUCGAAACUAGUAACCAGAACACAUCUUACAGAACUGGCAGCCCGGCUUACAAACUGAGCUUAUAGUAGCUAUCAGCAGCUACAGUUCACAGCAGAGUGGGAAUAUAUGUAUGUAUGUAUGUAUGUAUUGCUGCACUUAAAGUACUGACUGUGUAUGUUGAAGACGUCAUAUACACUGUAUACAUAGUUAACAGCUAUCUGCAAGAAUAUGUUGUGUUACACUGAACCUUUCCUUUUUUCUGGACUGUAUUACUGUUACCCUAUUCAUGAAUCUACUAAAUAAACUAAAAGCUGAAAAGUUA
Molecule: messenger RNA, 5522 nt
Organism: Larimichthys crocea (large yellow croaker)
Lineage: Eukaryota; Metazoa; Chordata; Actinopteri; Sciaenidae
Product: protein NLRC3-like
Molecular function (GO): protein binding
Source: RefSeq, a predicted model, not a curated record